AUGGGAAGGAUAAAGAAGAAGGGUGAGGCAGGAAAUGCUAAAAACUAUAUCACGAGAACACAAGCUGUGAAGAAGCUCCAGAUCAGUCUUCCGGAUUUUCGAAAGCUAUGCAUUUGGAAAGGAAUAUUCCCCCGAGAACCGAGAAAUAGGAAGAAGGCUUCCAAAAGUUCGACGGCUUCCACCACCUUCUACUAUGCUAAGGACAUCCAAUACCUUUUGCACGAACCUUUACUACAGAAGUUUAGAGAGCAGAAAGUGCUUGAGAAGAAGAUCUCAAGGGCGCUUGGCCGUGGCGAUGUCAACGAUGCAGGCCGACUCGAGCGCAAUGCUUCAAGGCCUGAGAAGACAGGCAAACCGCGAUAUACUCUCGACCAUGUCAUCCGAGAACGAUACCCGACUUUCGUUGAUGCGGUACGCGACCUUGACGACUGUCUCUCUAUGUUAUUCCUUUUUGCGAACCUCCCAUCUACAUCCACAGUUCCGGCUAAGAUGAUCGCGCGUUGUGAACGACUUUGCCUAGAAUUUGAACAUUACUUGAUCGUAUCGCAGAGCUUGCGCAAGUCUUUCUUAUCGAUCAAGGGUAUUUACUAUCAGGCGAAUAUCCAAGGCGAGGAUGUCCUAUGGCUUGUGCCGUACAAGUUCAACCAGAGAGUUGUAGGAGAUGUCGAUUUCAGGAUCAUGGGCACUUUUAUCGAAUUUUACAUGACCCUCUUAGGUUUUGUCAACUUCCGGUUAUACACUUCAGUUGGCUUGAAAUACCCGCCCAAGUUUGACCAGACCAAAGAUGAUGCAGCUGGUGAACUUGGCGCUUUCCAGCUCGAAGGAAAUCUUGCAACAGCCGUAUCAAACGAAGCUCCGGCGCAGCUGACGAACGGUGACGCAGAGACCGGACCGGACCCUAAGACCCAGGCCGAAGUAAACAAGCUUAUUAAAGAAAUGCGACAAGUAGACGUCGAUGGAGAUCGAGUUGAGAUUGACGCUGAUAAAGAUGAGGCUAUGGCAAAUGCGAUUGACAAGUUCGAGCCAGCCGCACCGGGAGGUGAUAUUCUACCCCAGCCAAGCCACUCAGGAAGCGAACCCGAGUCGCUUUUUGCGAACUGUACGUUCUACUUAUCUCGAGAAACACCAAGACAGUCUCUGGAACUCAUACUUCGUGCGUUUGGUUGCAAGCGUGUUGGCUGGGAUGCCGUCCUGGGCGAGGGCGCAUACACAACCAACGAACGGGACCCAUCUAUCACACAUCAAAUAGUCGACCGUCCAGUCAUACAAGCUGUUACGGAAGAGGAUGGCGAUGGCGAGGACAACCAGACGGCACAGAAGCUUGCAUCAAACCAAAGGAUGCCUGGCCGAAUUUACGUCCAACCACAAUGGGUUUGGGAUAGUAUCAACGAUGGGGAAUUGAAACGACCAGACCUCUACGCCCCCGGAGCUCAAUUACCACCUCAUUUGAGUCCAUUUGUACAGAAUACUCAAGGAGCUUAUGAUCCGACAAUACCGCUAGAAGAGCAACAGACCGAAGGCGAGGCAUUGGAGGAUAGCGAGGAAGAGAUAGAUGAAGAUGAAGAUGAGGAAGUAGAUGCUGAAGAAAAUGAUGGUAGCCUUGCGGUUAAGAAAAUACAAAGCGCGGCUGAUAGCAUGGAUAUUGCUCAAUCAGAUGAUGAGGAGGAUGAAGAUGGUGAUAAGGAAUCUUUUGGUGGAUUCUCGGACGAGGAGAAGGCAGCGAAUGAGUCAGAAGACGAUGAGCAAGCUGCCGAAUUGCAGUACCAGCGGGAGCUCGAAGCUGAAUUAACGGGCAAGCCGAUCAAACAAACCCCUGCAAACGCUCAGUCUAAGGCUAAGGUGGAAGCGAGAAAGCGACUUGCGAAGCAAGCCAAGGAAGAGGCGGAAGAGCUCGAGAGGGCGAAGGGAAUGCUUAGCAAGAAGAAGAGAAAGCUGUUUGAGCAAAUGCAGUACACUAACAAUAAGAAGAGCGCAGAAGACCAAAAGCUUAGGGAGAAAAGGAGAAAACUGGAAAAGCAGAAGGCAAAGGAAAAGGCGUAG
Molecule: messenger RNA, 2040 nt
Organism: Daldinia childiae
Lineage: Eukaryota; Fungi; Ascomycota; Sordariomycetes; Xylariales; Hypoxylaceae
Product: Pescadillo like protein
Exons: 2
Coding region: 1-2040 (679 amino acids)
Biological process (GO): maturation of LSU-rRNA from tricistronic rRNA transcript (SSU-rRNA, 5.8S rRNA, LSU-rRNA); ribosome biogenesis
Cellular component (GO): PeBoW complex; nucleolus
Molecular function (GO): RNA binding
Source: RefSeq, a predicted model, not a curated record